GCUGCCCCUGCACCCAGAGUCACCAACACCGACCCUUCAUGCAGAGACGUCCACAUCUUCCUCUCCAAGGGCUGGAACGAGCCUUAUCCCGGUCGUCAGGGCAAGCUCGCUGGUGCUAUUUGCUACGGUCUCAACUCCUGCGACUAUGAGGAUAUUCAGUUCUACAACGCCAAUGGCAGUGACUACUGCACCGCUGUCAAGGAGGGCGACACCAACGGCAUCAACCAGAUGACCGCUUACGCCAAGAAGUGCCCUGCCUCCAAGCUUGUCCUGUCCGGUUACUCUCAGGGUGCCAACGUUGCUGGAGACAUCCUUGGUGGCUCUGACAGAUGCGGCGGCCCCAACCCCGGUCUUGACCCCUCUACCAGCCCCGGCAACCAGCUCAAGGCCAUCACCAUCUUCGGUGACACCAGACACGUUGCCAACCAGCCCUACAAUGUCCUGAACGGCUCCGAUGUUGGCUCCUCCGACCCUCGUACCACCGACUCUCUCAACCGCAUGAACAAGUUCGCUAGCAUCAUGAGAUCUUACUGCGAUCACGCCGACCCCGUCUGCGCUGCUGGCGGCCCUGGUCCUUUCGAUGUCAACAAGCACUUGAACUACUUCGACCUUUACUCUGACGAUGCCGCUGGCUGGAUCAAG
Molecule: messenger RNA, 642 nt
Organism: Aureobasidium melanogenum CBS 110374
Lineage: Eukaryota; Fungi; Ascomycota; Dothideomycetes; Dothideales; Saccotheciaceae
Product: alpha/beta-hydrolase
Exons: 1
Molecular function (GO): hydrolase activity
Source: RefSeq, a predicted model, not a curated record